Molecule: messenger RNA, 975 nt
Organism: Syzygium oleosum
Lineage: Eukaryota; Viridiplantae; Streptophyta; Magnoliopsida; Myrtales; Myrtaceae
Product: glycosyl hydrolase 5 family protein-like
Exons: 3
Coding region: 1-975 (324 amino acids)
Molecular function (GO): hydrolase activity, hydrolyzing O-glycosyl compounds
Source: RefSeq, a predicted model, not a curated record
AUGGCCACGUUGGCUACCGGUUUUAGCAAUGUGAUUGGCAUGAGCUCGAGGAACGAGCUUCGCGGUCGUAAACAAAAUGUGGAUGAUUGGUACAAGUUUAUGCAACAAGGUGCGGAAACCGUGCACGCGGCAAACCCUAACGUCCUCGUCAUCCUCUCCGCCCUCAAUUACGAGAUAGACCUUUUGUUUCUCCGGAGCAGACCGGUCAGCGUCUCUUUCGCGAAGAAACUGGUUUUCGAGAUGCACUGGCACAGUUUCUCCAACGGCAAAGCAUGGCAAUCAGGAAACCCGAAUGAUGUGUGUGGAGCAGUGUUAAAGGACCGAAUGAGUCGGUCCGUAUUCUUGCUGGAACAAGGAUAUCCAUUGUUCGUGAGCGAGUUCGGGAUCGAUGAAAGAGGAACCAAUGUAAAUGAUAACAGGUACUUCAAUUGCUUCAUGGCCGUGGCCGCUGAUCUCGAGUGGGACUUUGCAUUGUGGAGCCUGCAAGGGAGUUACUACUUGAGGGAAGGAGUGGUAGUGCCUGGACCAGGAGGGCAACAACCAGUUUCACACAGGGCCAUAUUCCACCCCUUGUCCGGCCUCUGCAUAUUGAGGCAUUCACCGUCGUCGCCGCUCGUUUUGGGUCCAUGCACGAACUCUGAAAUGUGGAUCUACACGCCCCAGAGCGGGCUGUGGCUCGUGGGGUCGCAUCUGUACCUGCAAGCUGCCGAGGUGGGGAAGCCGGUGAGCCUGUGCGAGUGCAAAGGCAGGUGCCCAACGGACCCCGGCAUGAUAUGGGAGAUGCUAUCGGCCACCAUGAUGCACCUCUCGACCAAGGCCAAAGAUGGAAGCACCGUUUGCUUGGACGUGGGUGCCGACAACACCGUGGUGGUCCAGGCCUGCAAGUGCUUGAGCGGUGACAGCUCUUGCAAUCCGGCAAGCCAGUGGUUCAAGCAGGUCAGCAGCACUCGGCUCCGCGAAAACAAUCUCCACUAA